AUGUCCCGGCGCGGGCGGCGGAGGCGGGGCCAGGGCGGCGGCGGCAACCGGGCAGCGCCGACACCCGCGAGCCGCUCGGUACCGGCGGGAGGAGGCGAAGGGGGCGGCCGGGAGCCCGCGCGGGGCGCGCUGGGAGCCGUAGUCCGGGCGUGCGCAGUGGCGGGAGCGGGGGCCGCCGGGAGCGAGGCGGGGCCGGGCGGGGCGGCGGCACGUCGGGCGGAGCGGAGCGGAGCGGAGCGGAGGCACGGCAUGGCGGCCAACACCGGCAACAGCGGCGGGACGGCGGCGACAGCGACGACGCCACCCGGGGAGCCGGCGCACGCGGUGUCGCUGCUGCGGGGCCUGAGCGCGCUGCGAGCGGAGCGGAGCCUGCUCGACGUGACGGUGGUGGCGGGCGGGCGGGAGUUCGGUGCUCACCGCGCCGUCCUGGCCGCCGCCUCGGGCUAUUUCCGCGCCAUGUUCGGCGGGGCGCUGCGGGAGGCGCGGGCCGAGCGCGUGCGGCUGCACGGCGUGGAGCCUGAGUGCCUGGCACGCCUGCUCGACUUCGCCUACACGGGCCGCGUGGGGCGGCUGGGCCCCGACAUCGCCGAGCGCCUGCUGCGCGCCGCCGACCUGCUGCAGUUCCCCACCGUCAAGGAGGCCUGCGGCGCGUGGCUGGCGCGGCAACUGGAGCCCGCCAACGCCUUGGACAUGCAGGACUUCGCCGAAGCCUUCGCCUGCCCGGCACUGGCAGCCGCGGCGCACCGCUUCGUGCUGCGGCACGUAGGGGAGCUGGGCGCGCAGCUGGAGCGGCUGCCGCUGCCGCGGUUGCUGUCCUACCUGCGGGACGACGGGCUCUGCGUCCCCAAGGAGGAGGCUGCGUUCCAGCUAGCGCUGCGCUGGGUACGCGCGGACCCGGCCGCCCGCGCCCCGCUGCUGCCCCAGCUCCUGGCACACGUGCGCCUGCCCUUCGUGCGCCGCUUCUACCUGCUGGCGCACGUGGAGGGCGAGCCGCUGGUGGCGCGCUGCCCGCCCUGCCUGCGCCUCCUGCAAGAGGCGCGCGACUUCCAGGCCGCCCGCCUCGACCGGCACGACCACGGCCCCUGCGCCCGCAUGCGCCCGCGGCCCUCCACCGGCCUCGCCGAGAUCCUCGUCCUCGUCGGUGGCUGCGACCGCGACUGCGACGAGCUCGUCACCGUCGACUGCUACAACCCGCGCACCGGACACUGGCGCUACCUGGCUGAGUUCCCCGAGAACCUUGGAGGGGGCUACAGCGUCGCCGCGCUGGGCAAUGACAUCUACGUCACCGGGGGAUCCGAUGGCUCCAGGCUGUACGACUGCGUGUGGAGGUACAACUCCAGCGUGAAUGAGUGGACAGAGGUGUCUCCCAUGCUGAAGGCCAGGGAAUACCACAGCUCCACGGUGCUGGACGGGCUGCUGUACGUGAUCGCCUCGGACAGCACGGAGCGCUACGACCACGCGCUGGAUAGCUGGGAGGCCCUGCAGCCCAUGCUGUACCCCAUGGACAACUGCUCCACCACCUCCUGCCGUGGUAAGCUGUUCGCCAUCGGCUCCCUGGCUGGCAAAGAGUCCAUGGUGAUGCAGUGCUACGACCCCGACAGCGAUCUCUGGACCCUCGUGAACUGCGGCCAUCUGCCCCCCUGGUCCUUCGCCCCAAAGACCGUCACCCUCAAUGGCCUCAUGUACUUCAUAAGAGACGACUCGGCUGAGGUGGAUGUUUACAAUCCAGCAAAGAACGAAUGGGAUAAAAUCCCUGCCAUGCUUCAGGUCCACGUUGGCGGCAGCGUGGCCGUGCUCGGCGGGAAGCUCUAUGUCUCCGGUGGCUACGACAACACCUUUGAGCUCUCGGAUGUCCUGGAAGCCUACGACCCCGAGACACGAACGUGGAGCGUGGUGGGCCGGCUCCCCGAGCCCAUCUUCUGGCACGGCAGCGUCAGCAUAUUCCGGCAGUUCAUGCCGGAAACCACGCAGGAGGAUGAUGGCAUCACGCUGGACAACACCAUCAACUUGAACAGGCAGCGCCAGAACCUUCACAACCAGAACCUGAACGAGCUGCGUUAGCAGAGGACGGCGGCUCCAGGCGAGUUCCUUGUCCAGAACCCGUGUUGCUUCGAGAGGCAAAACGGUGCUGGGAGACAAACCCGAACUGAGCAUAGAGGGAGUGAAAGCUCUGAAUGUGUGAUGUGCUGCUCGGCCCUUCCCCUGGAGGGAGGAGGCACCGGCUGCCCGCAUUGACCCGAGAGCUGAACUCAAGCAAAGCAAUCGUGUUGAACGGCAUCGUCGCUCAUGGCUUUUGGUCAGACACCUUUCACUGGGAGCUCCUGCUUCGUUUGCCACCAAACUUCUCUCUUCAGUUUCUUUUUGGGGAGGGGUCUGUCUGGUAGGACAGUGAUCUGGGCCCCCACCUCUGUUCUGUGCCUCGGAGGAGGACAGACUCCCUGUGCAUGUCUUCCUCUGCGUGGUUAGAGGGGGGAAAGGUCUUUUCUUGAGGAGCUGGAGGUCUGUCAGGGUGAGAGGUUGGUGUGAGAACGUGGCGCUUCCUCCCCUGUGGCCGUGGUCCUGGAUUCCUGUUCAUUCCUUCAGGAAGAACGGGUGCCCCAUGGCAGGGACCUCGCUGUGGCUGGGUUAUGAAGCUUCAUCCUCCCUCGGAACUUCAGUUCUUCCUGUAUUUUGGUGGGGUUUAAGUUGGAGCAUUCAAACUCCUGCAGGUCUCUGUUUUCCAGCCCUCCCUAGCAACGCGCUUUUUCCCCUCUCAGCAGAAGCAAACACCCUUAUUUAUCUUUUCAUCCCGUUCUGGCAACCUGAUUGUUUCAUUUCCAGUCCCCAGCUGUGCCCUCCCUAAGGGGAAGGGGAGAAGCGAGUCCCGCUCUUACCCAGCCCGAGGGGCCAGUGGCUGCUGCCUGCGGGAGGAGCCGAUCCCCCUUCCCGGUGUGCCGGGGCUGAAUUGGGGCCCGAAAACCGCUGUUUGCUGCUGGUUCUCCUGUGCCGAGCUCUCUGCAGCGCGCUGGGAUGGGCUCCAUGUAGCAAGGGUGAGCUCUGAGUUCUUCACCACCUUAAAGGAGCCGAGGUGGGGAACAGGCUUGAAGAUGAUGCAGAAUCACUUUCAAAUCCAUCCCCUUGUGUGAAUGAACCCACUGGACCUUCAAAGAGGUCUCGUGCCUGUUGCGCCUCCGGUUUGCAGCUCUCGGGAUGUGGGCGAUUGGAAGAUGCCACUGAGGUGUCUCAGCAGAGGUGCAGGAAGUGCCUGGAGUGCUGUGGAUUGAGCAGUAGUUGCUUUAGGGUAGUUUUUAGGUUUUUCCCUCUUUUUGUUUGGGGUUUGCUGGGUUUUUUUGGCCUAAGAUUUGCCUUUAUCCCUGCCCAAGGGACGUAGCGAGCUUGGGCUGGGUUCCUCCAUCUACCUUAGCUGAAGAGAAGCUGCGUGCAGUUUACUCAUGGAAUGUUUGUGAACAAGCCAAGAGCCAAAGGCCGCGGCUCAUCCUUUGGGAAGGCCGUGGUGGGAUGGGGCUGGAGGCGGCCGCUGUUUCCCUCUUGUGCUUUCAACCAACAGGGAAAACAUUUGCAUUUAAACUUCAUUCGGAGAUGGAAAGCGCCAGGGCCCCGUCUCCACAGCAUCAGCGGCUUCACAGCUUUAAAACGUAUCUGGUUUGCCUUGAACGCGGUUUCAUGCCUCAUGCAAUGCUCCUUGGCUGCGGAGCCGGGAAUGCCGCUGGUGAAUCCCGGCUGUUCUCCGUGUCUGGAACUUUGACAGUGCCUUGAAGCUGGGUUGUGCCACAGCAGCCUCUUGGAUCGAAACCCUCCGGGCUGGGGUGUAGGGUCUUGGGGCAGCUCCUCCUUUGUGGCCGUGUCCCCGCGGCACCACGCGGAGCCCGUGCAGAGGCUGCGCAGCUGAACUCGCGUUGCAGCCCCAAGUAUUUAUGCCAGACUAUAAAUAGAAGGCACUCUGUCUCGUGCUGCAGUGCUCGCUGCUGGACCUGCCUCCCCCCAUUCCCCAACAGGCUCAACAGUUACGGAUCUGUAUUUAUUUUUUGGGAAAACCCAUUGUGUCCGGAUCUUGGAGUGCAGUUGAAACACCGUCCUUUGAAACAAAGGCGUCUACCUUACA
This is a messenger RNA of Strigops habroptila (Kakapo), 4102 nucleotides long. It is a transcript of the gene KLHL21, whose product is annotated as kelch like family member 21. Lineage: Eukaryota; Metazoa; Chordata; Aves; Psittaciformes; Psittacidae. The coding region runs from base 1 to 2061 and encodes 686 amino acids. Gene Ontology annotation, molecular function: protein binding. The record is from RefSeq and is a predicted model, not a curated record. The transcript has 5 exons.